ACCACUCCUGCGACUACCCCCAUCUCUUUCUCUCUCCUCUCUCUCUCUCUCUCUCUACAUCCAUUCACGUAUCUCUGCUAAGUUGCGCCAGUCUGCCAUUUUCGCAGCUCGGAAGAUCAUCAUUCACCUCUCACUUCAUCAUCACCCCACUCCUCAUCUUCUUUAAAUCAUCUCUCUCUCUCUCUCUGUCUCUGUCCUCCAUAAUUCACUCUCUCUCUAAUCUUUUACUCUCUCUUUCUUCGGUCCUUGAUCUCUCGGCCAUGUCGGAGGGUUUCGAGACCUACCACGUCCCGCAACAGAGCAGGAGAGACAAGCUCAGAGUCGUCGUCGUCCAAAACCAGAACCACCCAUCUUCUUGCCUCGUCGAACCCACCGCAGCCAACCUCCAUGGGUGCGCCGGCUUGCUCCCUCUGUACGACCCGUCCCUCCUCCAGCCCGAUUUGCUUGCCUGCGCCGGCGGCGGCGGCGGCGGCCACAACUCAAUCUCCCUCGUCAAGGAAGAGGGGGGAGGCGCGAAUCUGAUCGGCUUCGUCGGCGGCGGCGGCGGAGGGUCGUCCUCCUCGUCGGCUUCUUCCUACUUGGAUCCGCACUCCACUAUGGUGAUAAACCCUAGCUCGAUCGGCGACAUGGGCAGCGCGAGCCACCCGCUGUUCCUCUACGCAGCGACUCAAGGCAUCGAAGGCACCCUCGGGAACUUGUCGCAGCCGUACAACGCUGGCGGCGGAGGCGAGCCCCCUCUGUCGCUGGCGCACGACUCGGGUGCGGGGAACAACGGCCAAGGACUGUCGCUCUCGCUGUCGUCUCAUAUGGGUAACACCAGAAACCACCAAAACGCACUCCCCCUUGAGCUGAAUUUGCAGAGAUUCGGAUCCGCCGCCGUGUAUGGCGGGAAGGCGGCCGCUUCCGGCGGCGGCGGGGCUUACAUGAGCAGCCCCGUCCCGCUCGGGCCUUUCACGGGCUACGCGUCCAUCCUCAAGGGGUCGAGGUUCUUGAGGCCCGCGCAGCAGUUGCUCGAGGAGCUUUGCGAAGCGGGCCGCGCAAUUUGCACCGAGAAAAUCACGGCCGAUUCGUGCGCGAUGACGGAGCCUGCCAUGGAGAACUUGAGUGGUGGUUGCGGGACUAGUGUGGACGAUGGUUGUGGCGGAGACGGCGGCGAGUUUCGCCGGAAGAAGUCGAGGUUAAUCUCGAUGCUCGACGAGGUCUGCAGGAGGUACAAGCAAUACUGUCAGCAAAUGCAAGCUGUUGUAGCAUCAUUCGAAUGUGUAGCGGGGCUUAGUAAUGCAGCUCCUUAUGCAAACUUGGCUUUAAAAGCUAUGUCCAAACAUUUUAAGUGCCUAAAAAAUGCAAUUGCUGACCAACUUCAGUUCACCAACAAGGCUUUUAGUCAAGUAAGCCAAAAAAGAGAUGAUGCAUCAAGAUUGGGGACUGAGGAUCGAGUCCAGUAUGCCCAGAGAGCUAUCCAGAAUUCUGGAUAUCUGGAGCACCAGCCUGUUUGGCGUCCCCAAAGGGGACUUCCUGAACGUGCCGUAACAGUUCUGAGGGCAUGGUUGUUUGAACAUUUUCUUCACCCCUAUCCGACGGAUACAGACAAGCUUAUGCUGGCUAAACAAACGGGUCUAUCCAGAAGUCAGGUUUCUAACUGGUUUAUCAAUGCGAGAGUGAGGCUUUGGAAACCCAUGGUUGAGGAAAUACACAUGCUAGAAACACAGCAAGGCCAGAAAUCAUUGCAAAGGGAGGAUCGCAACGUUAACAAGUCUACGGACCAGCUACCGCUGGCAAAUUCGUUUUCUUCUGAAAACCCGUCCACCUCUGCUCAGAGGCUCCACGAUGCCCUACCUAAGCGAUCCAGAAGUGAGAUUCCCAUUGCCGUGCCUAUGAGAAAUGAUGAAUCGCUCAAUCUGUACCACAAUCUGUCUAGCCACCCACAUGUUGCUGUUAGUGAAAGCAUUGGAGGUUUGAGCAGCGGUGUUUCUUUAACACUGGGUCUUCACCAGAAUAACAACGGGAUGGGUUUGUCAGAUUCGUUCCCUGUCAACGCAGCGCAGCGUUUUGGCAUGGGCCUUGAAACGACCAACGAAGGGUAUGUUGUAGGUAGUUUUGAAGCCCAGGAUAGGCAUUUUGGAAGGGAUGUUUUUAGCGGUCAACUUUUGCAUGACUUUGUUGGCUGAAGUUUUUCUUGACUAGAACAGCCUGGGGGUCAUUUGUCGGAGUACUGUUUCAUCAAAGUUACAGUAGAUGCUCUUAGAUCAACCAGGACAACCCCGAGUCGACACCAGUGAAAGGAAGUUUGCGACUUCUGCCAUAAGAUUAAGAUAAUGUAAGAAGGUACGUGUUCAGUUCUUCUCAUUAUGUAGACUUUGCCUGUUAUUAUUGGAGUAUAUGGGUCUUGCUUUA
This is a messenger RNA of Rhodamnia argentea, 2394 nucleotides long. Its product is annotated as BEL1-like homeodomain protein 9. Gene Ontology annotation, molecular function: DNA-binding transcription factor activity, RNA polymerase II-specific; RNA polymerase II cis-regulatory region sequence-specific DNA binding. The transcript has 4 exons. Gene Ontology annotation, biological process: regulation of transcription by RNA polymerase II. NCBI's taxonomy places the organism in Eukaryota, Viridiplantae, Streptophyta, Magnoliopsida, Myrtales, Myrtaceae. Bases 261 to 2168 code for a protein of 635 amino acids. The record is from RefSeq and is a predicted model, not a curated record.